AACAAAAUCAAAGGAAAGUUAACAAAAAUAGAAUUUAGUAAUUAUAGAUGGAUAAUAUGCUUUAAAAAGUUGCAUUUAUAGAGGAAGAACUCAUAAUUUAUAUUUGGGUAAGAUAAUGUAAUAUAUAUAUUGACAGCGAUAAACAAAUAGCAUCCAGGAAAUUACUUCGUUGUGCGAUUAGUAAUGUAAAUAAUGGUUUAAAUUUAUUGUUAGUUCAUUAACGUGAUAGGCUAACACAAACAUAGAUAGUAUCUAGGAUGAAGAGAAACUCCUG
This is a messenger RNA of Paramecium sonneborni, 274 nucleotides long. NCBI's taxonomy places the organism in Eukaryota, Ciliophora, Oligohymenophorea, Peniculida, Parameciidae. The record is from the annotation of a GenBank genome assembly.